Magallana angulata is the source of this 2037-nucleotide messenger RNA. RefSeq names its product nectin-1-like. The coding region runs from base 149 to 1936 and encodes 595 amino acids. Lineage: Eukaryota; Metazoa; Mollusca; Bivalvia; Ostreida; Ostreidae. The transcript has 6 exons. The record is from RefSeq and is a predicted model, not a curated record.
UUUGUUUAUUACGUACUUCAAAAUAAUGUUCUUAAGAGUUGUAACAAGGAAAGUUUUUUUUUCUUGGAGAUUUUUUUUGUGGAUUUUAUGCGAAUGAUUGUAAUCGAAAUCAUAUUUGAUUUAAUGUUUGUGUUCGUAAUUUUUAAACAUGCAGAUAAGUUUGAACAGCAUUGGAUCGUUACUGACAGGUUUUGUUUUCAUAACUAGUAUCUCAUCACUUACUCUGAAGACUAAGAACGUAAUUUUUGAGGAUGGCGAUAGCAUUAUUCUUAACUGUACCUAUUUUAAAAUAAACACUGAAUACAUCGCUUACAGAACCAUCAAAUGGCAGAAACUGAUAGGCGAUGUAUUUAGAAAUAUAGCGCUGUUUUCGCCUCCUGGUGGCUAUCGGCCUUACAUUCCCUAUGAAAUGCAGCCUUUUUACAACAACAGGACAGAGCUUAUUGCACCAAACAUCUCGCGUUCUGCUGUAAUGAUUAUAAAGGACCCUAUCUGUAGUGACCAAGGAGUUUACCGAUGCUGGAUAGAAUACUACUCCGAGAAUUCAGUAAAAGAACAAACCAGUGGCUCUGUUGUAAAAUUAAAAUCCAAUCCAAAAGAACCUGAGAAGUUUCAGUUGUUUCCAAACGAACUAGAUGAGAAACAGUCUAUUAGUAUAUUAUGUAGUGCUAAUGUCGGAAGUCCGUUGGGAAAUAUUAAGAUCUGGAAAAUAUCUCAAUACAAUGAUACACCUGUAUUGUUACACGAAUCCGAAGCUACAACAAAUGAAACAGGAAAAUGUACAGAAUUUAUAGAUGUCCACAUUACUUACACUGUAACGAGAGUCGACAAUGGAGCUCUAUUUCGAUGUUCAUCGCAAAACAACAUGACCCAAGGCCCUGGACCAUACAAGGAUUCCUUAAAGAUCUCUGUGCUUUAUGUGCCUGAUAAGCCUGUAAUAACUUUGACUCCUCUCAAGUCUCUCUAUUUUGUUGGAGAUUACCUCACAAUCCAGUGUAUUACUGAUAGUAACCCGCCACCCGUUUUCACCUGGAAAUUUCAGCCUCAAAACAAAUCCUUAGAAACCGUGAUAAAAAAGUCUCCUGAUAUUUCAAAGCUAGUGUUCGAUACACUUAAAACUACCGAUUCUGGGACUUACAGUUGCAUGGCAACCAAUGCAGCUAGACUAAAUUCUGCGAACGUGACCUCCUCUGUUUCUAUAUAUGUAAGUCAUUCUGAGAUUAGCAACCAGGGAUGCAAUCAGUGCGGAUAUAUCACGGUAUGUCAGCAAUAUGAUGGAAAGACUGAGUGUGUCACCAACAAAUGGGUUCCUAUUGCAAUUGUGUUUAUUCUCAUUAGUGUUUCAUUUGCGGUUGCUUCGAUCGUUUUGAUCAAGAAUAAAAGUGCCUCACAAGACGACGGGGGGUACCAGGCACACGCAGAAAUUGCCAACACGCACGUAUAUUCAGCAUUACAAUCUCACCAAGCGGAAACUGGUGUAUAUACAACGUUACCAUCUCACCAACCGGAAACUGGGGUAUACACAUCGUUACAAUCUCACCACCCGGAAACUGGGGUUUAUACAUCGUUACAAUCCCACCAGCCAGAAACUGGGGCAUAUACAUCGUUACAAUCUAACCAGCCAGAAACUGCGGCAUACACAUCGUUACAAUCUCACCAACCGGAAACUGGGGUUUAUACAUCGUUACAAUUUCACAAGCCAGAAACUGGGGUAUAUACAUCGUUACAAUCUCAUCAACCGGAAACUGGGUUAUAUACAUCGUUACAAUCUCACAAACCAGAAACUGGGGUAUAUACAUCGUUACAAUCUCAGCGACCAGAAACUGAUGAAUAUACAUCGUUACAGUCUCAGCGACCAGAAACUGGGGAACACGGAUCGUUACAAUCUCACAAACCGGAAACUGGUGAAUAUACAUCAAUUGACAAUGUAUCGUGAUUUUUAACUAGGUUUGAGAGGACAGGAAGUGCGUUUUAUACAGAUGUAACUAUAUUGUAUUAUUUGGUAAUUGUUUUAUCAACGUCAUUAAAGCAUAAUGA